AUGUUCACCCUCAUAUGGAAGAUUGUGCUUCCCUACGUAGUUUUGCACGGAUUUGGUGCCGACCAACUUGUGCUGUCCGCUCUGAACACGGAGGCACAUCUGGCAGUGCAGGGCUCUGUGAAUACGUUACCAGGUGUUCCUCAUGUCGAAUCUGGCAGUGCAAUAGUGACCGGCGCGUCAGUAGAAGAAAACAGAAAAGUAAAACUCGUCCAACCCAAGCAAUAUGGAAUCAUUCCCGACGGGGUAGCUGAAAGGACGGCGGAAAAGAAAUCGAUGAAAGAGGAACGCGUGGCAAUCAAAGAUCUGAUCAAGUCGCUGAAAGAAACACCCGGAAAAGAAUCGUCUGAGAUUCCUACCCAGCUAGAGGCGCUUCAUCUGCUGUUGAGCAUACCCACCUUCCAUAGGGUACUUCGCCUGAGUGGCAUCAACCCGUCUUUCGAUUUCCUCCUUCCCAAGUUAAGCACUGAGCUCGAACAAGAGUCUCACGACGUCGGACCCGCAAUAGCAAGCGCCGAUUUGCUUGAUCCGGUCAAUGUUCAACCUUUGUCGGCAAUCGACGGCCGAGUUACACGAUCAGGAGGAAAAUCAAAGUUUCUGGCACAUAUCAGCAAUAAGAAUCAGCUGAAGAGAGUGAAGAGACUAAAAAAAUUCAUAACUUCUCGCAAGUCCAAAAAAGAGAGCACCAGAGAGCAUUCAUUUAUUGCAACCCCGUCGAUUUUGGAUGGUAAUCCCCUUGAACUGACAAUACCUCAAGUUACCAACGAUGAGCGCUUAUCUUCAGAAAAACCCUUUCAGGUGCCGGGUGAAGCUCAAACAUCGACAAGUAACUCCCCACUUCCUGCCACUCUUACAAUCUCCAAAAGUCCUAAGAGUGAAACUCAGGAGUCUCAAGGUAGCAGUGCAGCAUUCCAUCAAAACAGGCCUAUGGUUACAACAGACAGCGGCAUAACAACUCAUCAGGCCGAGAUUUCAAACUCACCAUCCAGUGGAAAACCAACAGACUUGGCCAGCAUUCCGGCUGAAGCACAUGUGACCAAUAUUUCGGGCGCCCGUGACUUACCGGAAACCGAACCCAUCCCACCAGAUCAAGAAAGUACAUCGAAGAAAAGUCUCAUGAGUCUCAAGGAAUUUCUGAUUGGAAGAGGAAUUCCACUCGGAGAAUUAGAGAUCCACAGUGACAGGAAAGGCAUAUUAGAUGGGGAUGAGUUUGAGUAUAUGAAAAACCUGAUCGUUGAAGAAAAGGUUAAGGCUUGGGAGUCUUUAGAAACAAGGCUCAUUGAGCUACAAUCACUAGAAUUACUUCCCGAUCCCACCGAAUCGCUCAUUGAAUUUCAAUUAUUAGGAUUACUCCCCAGUCCCACCGAAUCAGGCUUCCAGCUUGAAUUCUUAAAAAUCUUAUUCCUUACUGGGGACUACAUCUAUGAAUACGGGCUAUUGCCCUCAAAGUUCAUCGAAGGUAUCAAAAUAUUCAAACCAGAUCUUCUCUUGAAUAUGCUCAAAUUCCAUAUUGAUCUCAUGUUCCUCAGAUGGGGAGUAUCCUUUUUUGGUAAAUCUGAGACGGUGAUACCUCAGCUGGAAUUUCUAACAAACGGAUUGAGGGUCAAACAAUUCCAUAGAUCCAUAAAAGCCCUUACUCCUGAAUAUCAGAAGCGUGCAGUCUAUGUUGUCUUGGGCACUAUCAUGUCGCAUACUGAAAGAUAUUUCAAUGAGGACCCAACUCACAGAUUCAGCGAGAUUCGCGAAGCAUUUUGCCGGCCCCAGUUUCUCGAAGAAAUGCAGAGACUUUCUUCUGAUUUGAAGGAUGGAUCAGACACGGACCAUCUGGCCGAGAGAAAAAACCUGGCAACUGUCCUUCUUAUUAAGAACGUGAUCGGAUUCUUCCAAUCGCCUCCAUGGAUUCCAGUCCCAUCCCACAUGAGGAUCGAGUUCUUAUUGGGUUAUUACGUACUAGACUUCCUUCAAAAAAAUUACCGGCCGGUUAUGAAGACCAUCAGAUCACGGAUCGGCGAGAACGACUUUCUACUCAAAAACCAACUCAAAUUCAUCCGUAGUUAUCUAAAGUUCUUCCAGGGUCGAGCUCAAGAUCCGAUGAAUUUUGUAUUUGAAGAACAAGACCACACUUUCUCACAGAUGGCCAGAUCAACUGCGCCGGGUGAUGUCGAUCUUCGUGACUGGAUUCUCACCUCACCCCUUGCCAUCUUUGGCCACACCAGUUUGCGUUUAGGUGCCCAUAGGCCACCUGACUUUAACCUUUGGAUGGACAAAAUACCCUAG
Molecule: messenger RNA, 2274 nt
Organism: Puccinia graminis f. sp. tritici CRL 75-36-700-3
Lineage: Eukaryota; Fungi; Basidiomycota; Pucciniomycetes; Pucciniales; Pucciniaceae
Exons: 4
Coding region: 1-2274 (757 amino acids)
Source: RefSeq, a predicted model, not a curated record